UCGUAUUGUUUUAUUGUUUUUCCAGGCGAAUCGUAGCAUAUUGUUGGAGGAAGACAAAGUGAAAGCGGAGACGGAACGCGCGAAGGCGCCGGUGGAUUUCACGACGUUGCAGCAUCACAAUUUAAUGUACGAGAAGGGCCAUUAUUUGAAAGCUAUAAAAGCUUGCAAGGAUUUCAAAUCUAAGUAUCCUGAUAUCGAGCUUGUACCGGAGGAGGAGUUUUUUCGCGACGGGCCUGAAGAAAUUAAGGUUUCUAAUUUGUCUGAUGAUAGCUCGCAUAAUUUGAUGCUCAAAAGGCUCAAUUAUGAACUCUUUCAGCGGAAAGAGUUAUGCAAACUUCUAGAAAAAUUGGAACAACGGAAGAAAAGUCUUUUGGAGACGAUAGCAAAUCGAAAGAAGUUUCUGUCGAGCCUGCCUUCGCACCUCAAGUCCCUAAAGAAAGCAUCAUUGCCGGUACAGAAUCAAUUAGGUGUUUUGCAUACAAAGAAACUGAAGCAACAUCAUUCCGCUGAACUGCUUCCACCUCCACUUUACGUGAUUUACUCACAGUUCACGGCCCAGAAGGAAGCAUUUGGAGAGGAUAUCGAUCUGGAGAUCAUAGGAAGUAUGAAGGAUGCUCAAGCUUUCGCUCGCCAGCAAGCAAAUAAGGACAAUGGUAUAUCUGCCAGUGUAGAGAGCUCAAGGCUGGAGGAUGAUGCACCUGAUGAGGAAGAUGAUGGCCAGAGAAGGAGAAAGCGGCCAAAGAGGGUUCCCAGCAAGGAGGCUAUUGACCAGGCAGGAAUCUAUCAAGUUCAUCCUCUGAAAAUUAUCCUUCACAUACACGAUGAUGAAGCAUCUGAUCCUAGAUCUGCAAAACUGAUCACUUUGAAGUUUGAAUACUUGUUAAAGUUAAAUGUUGUAUGUGUUGGAAUUGAAGGAUCAACUGAAGGACCUGAGUAUAAUAUCCUUUGCAAUUUAUUUCCUGAUGACACUGGCCUUGAUCUGCCUCACCAGUCGGCUAAGCUCUUUGUUGGUGAUGCUGCUACAUUUGAUGAAAGGAGAACUUCACGUCCAUAUAAGUGGGCCCAGCAUUUGGCAGGAAUUGAUUUCUUACCAGAGGUUUCACCAUUGCUUAAUAGCCAUGAAACUUCAAACAACGAAACCAAAAGUGAUGCUGUUAUUUCUGGUCUUGCAUUGUAUCGCCAGCAGAACCGAGUACAGACAGUCGUGCAAAGAAUCCGCUCACGGAAAAAAGCUGAGCUGGCUCUUGUGGAACAGCUUGAUUCACUUAUGAAGCUUAAAUGGCCUUCUCUGAAUUGUAAAAGUGUCCCAUGGGCCUUGCAUACCCCUUUAUGCAGUUUACAUAGUUGGUCAUCUGUAGGACCCAAAGUUAAUGAGACUUCAUCUCAACCUGUUCCUGACACAGAACCAGUUCAAGAGCCUAUGGAUGUUGAUAUGGAUGGAAGAUCUGGUAUGUCAAAGGAAGAGCUGGAGGGUUUAAGAGAAGAUGGAGAGCUUCCAUCUUUGCUUUCAGCUCCAUCUGUCACAAAUGAUGCUAAACUUACCAUGUUAAAGGGAUCUAGUCUAAACCAUUCCAAGCAGUUGGCUUUAAUUUCAAAGAGCAUUUUGUCUCCAGUCAGUAAGGGGAAAUCACCAAGUUUCAAAAAACAUGAUGAUGAGUCUGACUUCAUGCUGGAGACUGACAGUGAUCUGGAUGAGCCUGCAGAGACAGAGACUGAAAACACUGCUUCUUCUCAAUGCUAUGAAAUAGCUGAAAAGUCAUGGGUGGACUAUGGUAUCAAGGAAUUUGUUCUCCUUUUGACAAGGAAGAUGGACACAAGUGGGCCGAAUAUGAAAUUAGAAGCCAAGGUUAAGAUCAGUAUGGAGUACCCUCUUAGGCCUCCUUUAUUUACAGUGAAUCUUUACUCUUCUCCUGGAGAAAAUUCUCUUGAGAAUGACUAUUUUCAGUGGCACAAUGAAAUAUGUGCUAUGGAAGCUGAGGUAAAUCUUCAUAUGUUAAAGAUGAUACCCGUGGAUCAAGAAAAUUACACCUUAACACAUCAAAUGUACUGUCUUGCUAUGUUGUUCGACUAUUACAUGGAUGAGGCAUCUCCUUCUUCUGAGAAGAGGAAGAGUAGUUCUGUGAUUGAUGUUGGCUUGUGUAAACCUGUUAGUGGUAGGCUUCUUGCAAGAUCAUUCAGAGGUAGGGAUCGUAGGAAAAUGAUAUCCUGGAAGGACAUGGAGUGCACUACUGGCUAUCCUUUCUAGAAUAUAAAGUAUUUGCUCUGAAAGUAAUGAUAGUAUUGGUGCUGCUGGGCCGCUAGCUUGCUAGAUGAGGUUCAGAGGAAGUAACUCGAAGAUGACUCUUUAACCAAAGAAAGGAUUUAGGGAUGACCUUUUUGCUUCUGCUGCAAAAUAUUGUGUUUCCUCCCAAGCUUCAGGUGCAUAUACAGUUUAUGCUGUAU
Theobroma umbraticum is the source of this 2442-nucleotide messenger RNA. RefSeq names its product THO complex subunit 5B-like. Gene Ontology annotation, biological process: mRNA export from nucleus. Gene Ontology annotation, cellular component: THO complex part of transcription export complex. Gene Ontology annotation, molecular function: mRNA binding. The record is from RefSeq and is a predicted model, not a curated record. Lineage: Eukaryota; Viridiplantae; Streptophyta; Magnoliopsida; Malvales; Malvaceae.